Molecule: messenger RNA, 921 nt
Organism: Filobasidium floriforme
Lineage: Eukaryota; Fungi; Basidiomycota; Tremellomycetes; Filobasidiales; Filobasidiaceae
Exons: 5
Coding region: 131-787 (218 amino acids)
Source: RefSeq, a predicted model, not a curated record
AGCAUUCUCAAACUUAGCUAUCCAGGACUCUAUUACCUGCUGAAUUGGAGUGUCCGCCGAGACACAUUCCUUGCAACACAGACGGAACCGACAACAGCUCAAUUACGUCGGAAAUCGCCUGUCACCAACUAUGGCAGACCCAUAUGACGAAGGGCUGCCGAACGAGGACGGUCUGAUGCCAACAACGUUGGAAGGGGUCAUGGCCAAGACCAAGAAAGAUUUUGGAGAGCUUAGAGAGAGCUUUAUCAGACUAAAACCUUUAAUUAACCUGGAAGACGAUCUCAAAAUCGUCCACACUGCAGAGGCUAUCUUGCAAGGGUCGCAGGAGACCCGAGAAUACCAGAUCCGGAGGAAUAACGAGGAACUCGAAUCACUUCAAGAAACGCUUCGCGAAGCGAGACAGGCAGCUAGACGGCCAGCUACAGCAGGAACAGAAGCAGAGUAUGAGGACCAGCUCGCCAAGCUUAUCGAGGACGUAUACUCUGGAUCAAAACGCAAGCAGGCGCAAGAGGAUUUGAUGACCAAGAAGCAGAUGGCGAUCAAGGAGAGCGAGGAGGAGAAUAAGCAAGCGAAGGAGUGGAAUGUCGAGAAGGAAGUCGUUAAGGACAACUCAAAGGCCCGCCGUCUUAAGGCGUUCACGGACCUCGGUCUACGUCUACUAGACAGCGAUGCGGAAGGAAUCCUCAUCACUACGCAGAACGAUAUCGACCAGGUCAAGCUGGACAAGGACCAGUCCGAUUUCUACAAGACGACAACGAUCUGGAACAAGAUCAAUGCUAUUCUAUGAGCACGAAGAGCAGCAGGCGUCAUGGAAGUGCGGCGAGGGGCCAGUAUUUUGUAUCUAUAUCGAGGUUGUAUGGCUUGGGGUAAUGUCUAUAAUGAGCUUUUCACGGCAAUAGAUGAUAGAAGAUGCACGGGUGA